AUGGUUUUGAAGAGAAAAGCUCACACAAAAUCGCGGACGGGCUGUGGCGCCUGUAAACGUCGCCGGAUCAAGUGCGACGAAGGAAAGCCGCGAUGUUCGCACUGCGUCCGGCAUGAAGUUGCAUGUGUAUAUCCAGAGUUGGUGCCACCGCGAGCCAAAAGCUCAAGCGCAGCUGCAACAUCUCCUGGACUGCCACCAACAACUCCAGAUGCAAUACUACACUUAGCUACACCUCGGAACGAUCCUUUCGCGGCCAGCACACCAUGCUCAGAAACGAAAAUCAUCCCCUCAUUUUCGCUCAAGGACAUGUCCCUGUUGCACCAUUGGACAAUAGCCACGAGCCAUUCGAUACUACCUCGCAUGGCAACAGUCAACCGCCUUUGGCGGGAUGUUUUCCCAGAAAUCGCAUAUAACCACGCUUACAUGAUGCAUAGUCUCAUCAGUCUCUCAGCCUUACAUAUUGCCUAUGUUCGUCCAAACGAUAGACGCGCAAACCUACAUAUUGCCGCGCAUCACCACACGCUCGCGCUUAGCGGGUUUAGGGCAGACACUUACUCUAUCAGUGCAGAAAAUGCUGAUGCAAUAUUUGCCACUUCAACACUCAUGUUCUUAUACGCCUUUUGUACAUUUUCUAAACUUUCAGACGAAAUGAUGGACAUACAGCAUGAUGGCGACAAUGCCAGCAGCAUCUCAGCUCGUACAUCGCGUAUCCUAGGUGCAGAAUGGAUACCCCUAGUCCAUGGCGUAGGGACCGUGGUACACUCAGUAUACGACUACCUCCAAGAGGGACCUUUGCGAUCAACACUCCAUCUGAAGGACUGGGAUACUAUGGAUCCUGACGUGCACCCUGGGCCGGACGACGAGCACUUGUUGCGCAUCAAACAAACAUGGGCGGACGAUGAAAACAAGGCAACUUAUGAUGAGACAUUGUACUUGUUAAGAAAGAUGAGUGCGUGGGAGGUACAUUUCCUGAACACUUGGGAGGCGCAACAAGAAGAGUGGGGAUACAAUGGUGGCUGGUCCGCUCCGUUUGUUUGGUUAUCAGUAGUACCCAAGGAGUACUUCAAGCUACAGCGGCAAAGGCAGCCUUUGGCUUUACUCAUCUUUGCCUACUUUGGUGCAUUACUAGAGCAGACUCUUCAGGAUUGGUGGACAGAUAGUUGCGGGAAGAGUAUUGUCGGCGUGGUCGAUGAUUGCCUAGGAUCGUACUGGGCUGAAUGGAUGGCAUGGCCAAAACAAGUUGUCAACCAGCACCAGCAGCAACAACGUUAUCAGCAAAACGCCAAGAGCUAA
Molecule: messenger RNA, 1293 nt
Organism: Alternaria alternata
Lineage: Eukaryota; Fungi; Ascomycota; Dothideomycetes; Pleosporales; Pleosporaceae
Exons: 3
Coding region: 1-1293 (430 amino acids)
Biological process (GO): regulation of transcription by RNA polymerase II
Molecular function (GO): DNA-binding transcription activator activity, RNA polymerase II-specific; zinc ion binding
Source: RefSeq, a predicted model, not a curated record